AUGGGUAUGAUCAUCUCCCAGAUUUUUAACAAGUUCACCUCCAAAACACCAGUCCGCAUCCUGAUGGUGGGUUUGGACGCUGCUGGAAAAACCACCAUUUUGUACAGAAUGAAGCUGAAUGAAGUGGUCACUACCAUCCCCACCAUCGGUUUUAAUGUGGAGACGGUGGAGUACAGGAACAUCAGCUUCACGGUUUGGGACGUGGGAGGUCAGACCAUCAUCAGACCCCUGUGGAGACACUACUUCAUCAACACACAGGGCCUGAUAUUCGUAGUGGACAGUAAUGACCCCGAGAGGAUCAAAGAAGCAGCGAUGGAACUACAGACUAUGUUGGAGGAGGAUCAGCUGAGGGACGCAGCUUUACUGAUCUUUGCCAAUAAACAGGAUCUGCCCCGCGCCAUGACGACCUCUGACAUCACAGACGCCCUCGGCCUAUCAGCUGUCUCCAAUCCCUGGAUGGUUCAGGCGUCGUGUGCCGUCUCUGGGGCAGGUCUCGCCGAGGGUCUGGACUGGCUCUCAAACCACAUCCACAAAUGA
This is a messenger RNA of Knipowitschia caucasica, 537 nucleotides long. The record is from the annotation of a GenBank genome assembly. Lineage: Eukaryota; Metazoa; Chordata; Actinopteri; Gobiiformes; Gobiidae.